Molecule: messenger RNA, 5217 nt
Organism: Zootermopsis nevadensis
Lineage: Eukaryota; Metazoa; Arthropoda; Insecta; Blattodea; Termopsidae
Source: RefSeq, a predicted model, not a curated record
GUGAACGCAGUCGAAGGUCCGGUUACUACAACUUGAGGGUGUCAGCUUCGCUAUUACGUCUUCACAUGUGUGGAGGUGGUGGAGGGAGUAGUUUCUACCACUCCCUGGUGUCAUCGGGAGCUCCCAGUGUCACAUCUUGCUUUAAAUUCCCUUCAAGUGUUACCUGUUUUCUGGCUGUCAACUAAAAUAAACACAGGAGGAGAAGGAGGAGGAAUUAUUAAAAACGUGUUCCAAAGUGUGGAUGAAAACAAUUAGGCUGUUGAAACGGUGAAUAAGUAAAAUAAACGUGAGCUGUAUGUGACCUAUCCUUUCGUUUUAUCACAUUAAAAAUGAUAUAGUUUAAGAAAGAGUAAGUGGCAUUUUAAUGACAGGAGUGAGAUUGUGUGGUGUUCCUUGUGCUAUUUGUUUGCGUGUGGGAGGAUAUUUUACCUUCUCGUGUGACUUAUUUGGAGAACAAGGAUUAUAACGCCCCUCCCCCACACAACUCCGUACCAUCCCCUACAACAUGUUCACACGGUUCGACGCGAGCAAGUCGACCAAGGGCGCAAGCAAGUUGCGCCGGGACCUAAUCAACGCGGAGAUCGCGAACCUGAGAGACCUGCUGCCUCUCCCGCCGUCAACACGACAGCGUCUCUCGCAGCUCCAGUUAAUGGCACUCGUUUGCGUGUACGUGCGGAAGGCAAACUACUUCCAGCAGGUGUUCAAGCGUCAUGAUGUCAGUCUGCACCACGUACCUACACCAAACAUCGGCUUCUCUAAGGCUCUGAGUGGCUUCCUUAUGAUGAUGACGCAGAACGGCAAGUUACUCUACAUCUCUGACAAUGCAGCGGAAUACUUGGGCCACUCAAUGGAGGAUCUCCUGAUACACGGAGAUAGUGUUUAUGACAUCAUCGACAAGCAGGAUCACCAGGCCAUCCAGACGGAGUUGGUGCGAAGCGCCACCGGGCCCGGCGACGAGGAACGGAUGUUCCUAUGUCGGAUGAACGUUUCGAGAAACGCGCGCAGGCAAAUGCGCUUCGGAGACCAAAAGGUGGUACUGGUCCAGGGUCACUACCUUUCUUUCCUACCACUGUGUAGCCGCAACGAGCCUGUGUUCCUGGCCACAUGCACCCCAGUCGCCAUGCCAGAGACGAGGGAGUGCGUGGUUCAGGGCGCCACCAAUGUGUUCACCUCUAUACACUCUAUGGACAUGAAGUUCAUGCACAUCGAUAAGAACGGAGAGUUCCACUUGGGGUACCCGAGGACGGAACUUCAGGGGGCAUCGUGGUACCACCUGCUACACUGGGACUGCAUGCGGGAAGCUCAGAGUAAACACCGCCUCAUUACCCAGUCGGAACAGGACCGAUCUUGUAUCCUACUGCUGCGUCUUCAGCGGCGACCUGGCGACUGGCUGUGGGUCCACUGUGUCCUGCAGGUUAAGGACAACAUGGAAAACAGUCAGCAGCCUGUCAUUGUCUGCACCAACCAGGUCCUUAGUGAGCGGGAGGCGACUGUGAUGCGCGCCAACAGUUGGCUGUACCACUAUUACAUGGUCCAGAGCAAGUUGCAGUACGGACUCGCAUAUGAAGCCCACGCCGCCUCCAGGAUGGCAGCCGCCGCCGCUGCAGCGUACUAUCACCCACACCCGCCACCGCCACCCCCACACCACCCACAGGUCAUGUCACCGUACCCUCACCACGACCCCAGUCACCAUUCCAACUACCUCCACCAUCACCACCAGAUGUCACCUGCGCCCUCAGGGGUAGUUCCCACCCAUCACCACCCUCACAGUCACCACCACGGUCUGAACGGUUCGACCGCGGGACAGCACCAUCAUCAGUUACAGCAUCCGACCAACUCAGACAGUCCCGGGUACUCCAUGCCUCCAUCGACGCCGUCCGAAAGCGGCCCUCCCUCUUAUAGGUACGGGCGGAGGACGGAGCCGGAACCCGUGGACUACUCGCUGCACCCGGCCCAUGAUGACCCGGGCGACGAGCGAUACCUUCUGCCCGUCGAGGAAGUGAGAACGUCUCCCACAAUCACCGCACAGAAGAGGAUAGAGUUCAUGAAAACACCCGCCGUCACUUCACCAAGAUCUUCGCCAUCCACGGAAGUGAUUGUUGAUCUUGAUCGCGGUGGGGGUGGCGGUGGUGGUACCAUUCUAGUGACGUCAUCCUCCAUGGUGACAGCGCUGCAGCAUCCUCUGAGUAGAACCAGAGUUAUAAAGGCCGCGAUAGUCGACCCGGCGGAGUUCAUCGAGCAGUGGAACCCCAGCCCGCCGUGGUCCGACACGACAGUCCAGAAAGUGCCCGACAUCAUACACCAAGACCUCAGUCCUUAUAUGACCACAACGCCACCGACACCCACAGGGACUCCAGGGAGUCUUAACGGGGGAGGAAGCAGUAGCAGUGGGGGCGGUCUGUCCCACCAAACCUCACACACUGCAUUCACGUUCGACUGGACACCUGAGCAGUACGUGCCUAACCUCCAGGGCACGCUGGGAACGGCACGGUCGUCCGUGGGCUCUAUUCCGAUGUCCGAUGAGGAGCAGUUCCAUCUGAUGGGGGUUGCGACGGCGGCCACGUGGCCUAGUGAACACAGAAUGUUCCCUUUGCAACCACCACCGUCUAGGCUGGGGUUGCAGUCCGCCGCGGGCAGACUAGAGCCUGAAGCCUCAGAGCCAAGCCCAGCCAAAGAUGCACGGGACUCUGCGAACAGUUUAUGAGCAAGAACGCAAGAAAUAAUCAGCUGACAUUUCUAUAUUUGUAGACGUUUAUAAAUAUAACUGAGUAUGACAUAUUGUCAACAACGACUGUGAUGCCAUCUAUAUAACGCAAUACUUCCUAAAUCCACGGCUGGCUCGUGCAAUAUUUGUCAUCAAGUUUUCUUUCUACGGCAGUGUGACAGUUUUUGUGCAUAUGCGUGUUAACAGUUUCAAAUUUCACAUCCAGUGAGUUUGUUCAGUUGAUUUUAUCAAUAGACAGGAACAUGUAUCAUUAAAACGGGGAACCUAGAGUACUUCGUGACAUCGGACAUGACUGUUACGCUAUUUUAAUGAAAUCUCCCAUGUAAAGUUGUUAUCAGAUUCUAUAUUAUGUUUUGACCGUGUAAACAUGUCUCUCACCCGUUGACCGUGUACACCUGACUUUUCGUUGUUGGUUUGUUGAUGUUCAAGAAGAUGUUUUGCUCAUCUACGAACUAAAACCGGUCAUAUUUACUAAGCUUGCGGAAAGACAAGUUAAGUAGAGCUUAUGUUGGGUCUAGCAACCCGUUAAAUGUGUUCUUUUACAUAAAAGAAACGUAUCAUAUUUGUCCUAUGUUGGAGGUAUAAUUAUCUCACGUGGCCCCUUUAAGGGACUCAAUAGAUAUACAUUCUAAAUGAUUCAGACAUCAUAUUAUAGUUCAGUGUAGUUUAUUUAUUGAUUACUGAAGUCUGCGUCACAUUCCUCAGUAUUAUAAUCGGCCGUGCUAAUAUUUCUGACACAGCGGAACAGAAUUUGUGGCAGCACUGGCGAACUAUUUUAUGAAAGCGCCCGCAGCCGUGACGUAUAAGCGAUCACCAUGUGAUGUUCUUUUGUUCUGUUUAUAACAAGAAACGUGCGAGCGCGUGUGUGUGUGUGUGGUACAAAAGUAAGUUAUAUAUUAGAGAUAGUUCUGUAUGAAAGCUCUAUGAAACGUACGUUUUUAUAACAAGAACUCCCCUACAACUACUAGAAUUUCAACAGGUAUGUGUAUAAUUACUUUAAACAUAUCGAAAUGUUGUAUUAUUAAAGUAGUAUAUUGAGGUUAUUUAGGCUGUGAGCAUGUCUCAUGUAUUCCUAUCGAAAUUAGUAGUUAUUUAUUUUUGAUACAUGUCUUGUUAGACCAGAGAACCUUAAUUUGCAUCACUGAUGGCCAAAUGUUUUUGAAACUCGGUGAGACAUUUUACUGCUUCAUAAACUUCAACGUUUGAGUACAAUAACGCAGUUGUCACCGUUUCCCACGAGAUGUCUCUACUUGUCUUUCUGAUAUUUAUUUAUCCAUGAAGGCCUCUUUGUUUCUUUUAACUACUUUUACGUUCUUCUGAGUGGGUCAAUGGAAGCUUAAUAUAAGAUGUGUUUGAUCUCAGGUUCACUGGGUAGAUAUGCCGAUAGCCUCAGCGUCGUACCUUAUCGACAUUACAACGAUUCCCAAUGAUUAAAUUCGGUUUUGAUAUUUUUAUUAAAUCUAUGCGCCCAUUAUUUUUAACUUCUGAUAAUACUGCUUUGAUAAUAUAUAAAAUACUGAAUUUUGAAGCCUCUUGUUUAACUUUGGAAUAUAAUUUAUUGUAUACAUCAUUUAAAAUUCACGUUGCUGGUUUUACACAGAAUGUUUAGCCUUUUGAAGAGCUGUUCUCCGUGUCUGUGUGUGAGCCUUAAGAGACCAUUAAACCGAUAUUUCGACUACAGUUCGAAUUUAUGUUUGUGCACAGUUUUUUAAGAUAGCGUCACAUGUAAUAUACUAAGCAAAUAUUAGACAUAGAACCAAGCUGUAUAAAUUGUUAAUGUUGGCAGCACCUGCCCAGUACAGAUUUGAUGUAGACUGCCGAUAAUUGGCUGUAUUUCCGAAAUUUCGCCUUGCAGUUCUUCUCGCUUUGAAAUAAGCAGAAUGUUAUGUAAAAGACUCGUAAGAAGUCGUAAAAAUUCGCCAAGCGCAAGUUACUUUACUUGUUUCAGAGCGUUAUUUUGAUGACAUUAUGUUUUUGUUGUAAAAGAAAAUUGAAAAGAGUGGGGGAUUUAAAUAUUUUAUAAUCUUAAAGAUAUUUAAGCAUAAAUGAAAAUAUAUUUUUAUUAUACUAAAAGAAAGAUUGUUAUAUUAUUUUGUUAUUCUAUUCUGUUAUUCCUACUUUCAUUCGCAUUCUCGAAAUUUAUCAGGAAUCAGACGUAAAAUAAUAAAAACAGAAAUCACUGCGCACAGUUUAUUCAAUAGACAUUAUAAUAACGCUAUGUAAGUAAUUUAAUUUUUAUAGAUAAACUUCAUUUUAAAGGUUCCGAAAUUGUUUAACAGGACAGAUUAAUUAACUUGCGAUGAGGAUUUUAAUUGUUUCAGUAAAAUUAAAGCUUAUAAUUGAAAUGAUAUUAAUAAUUUUUUUUCAGAAUAACUAGCUAACAGCGAAUAUCCAGCUGUAUCACAGUCAAUAAAUACCCACAGUUAUUGCUGUUUGGUUCAGUUUUCCUUACACCCGCCUUCUUGUAAAUAAAUUCAAAUUUGUGUUGCCUU